AUGGCCAAAGAUCACCUCUAUGGAAGUGUCAGGAUUGAAAUUGUCAAAGUUGAAACGGUUUGCCAUGCAUAAGAUAAAAUGGAUGCCAGUUGUAACCGAGCUUCCAAGUGGCCGCGCAUGGUAAAUUUGGGUAGAAGUGAACUCCAGCCUGUCAUGCUGUUUGGAUAAGGAAGACGCCUGCUGUCAUGCUACUUUAACAGCUCAGUUCUUACCCCUCAACAGGCUUACAAUCUGCCUCCCUUGCCUACUAUGCAAGACAGGCAUUGUUCUGUGGGUUGCAUUUUUUGCAUCACAAAUUAUUUCAACUCUGACGAUUUCGAUCCUGACACUCCCAUAACCGCCUGAAGGUCCUUAAUGGCGAGGCCUUGACCGGCAAAAUCAUAAAGCAAAUCCAAGAGCACUUGUUCCCCGUAUCAAAUGCAAAAAUGUCUGGGUCUGGAACAAAGCAACUUGUCAUGCUAGAUCUGAAUCAUGUAAAAAUCUGUGUUGCAUGAUUACCAAAAGCUGUCCACUUUUGACCUAAUCGAGAGGCAGUUUCUCAUGCAGGAUAGGCAUGAGAGAACUAACGCAGAAUCUGUCAUGCUAUGUCCUACACGCCAGACCUCAUGGGUCAUGCAAAAUAUGCAUGACAAACCUGGCAAUCUUCCAGACCCAGACACUUUUGCACUUGAUACCCCGGCGAAAAGAACGGCAAGAAGAGCAGCUUCCUCGAAACCACGACCGCGGCCGAUGAAACACAUCAAUUCAUCCCGGCGCCGCUCGCAGUCACGACAGUAGACCCGAUAGUUUAUGCAUAGCAAAAGUAUCGUAGUAGUAUAAAUUGCAUUACAAAUUAGCUCAGCACGACAAAUGCCAUUUGUAAUGCUGUUUUGCUUUGGGAACAAGAUUUGUCAUGCAUAUUUGCAAUUAGUACGAGUACGAUACUUUUGCAGAGCAUAUAGUUGUUGAACCAGCAACGAACAAAGGUUUUCUGGCCCGCCGGCUGUCCUCCUCGUCGUCGGAACAGGGGAGCUAUGCUUUGCAAAACUAUCGUACUAGUAUAAACCAGCCAUGCUCCGGCUGCCGCCGGAGCGCAAGGCUGUUGGGCCGGGCCAAGACUGUUUGCCGAUGGGACCACAACGCCAAGGGCCUAUGCACAACCAAACAUACUGGAUUCCUGCCCCCUGUUUGCGCCGCGCCAACCCGCAGGACCACUUGCGCGCUUCCCGCGCCUGUGGGCGCUCUGCGCAGGGAGCAGCCGCAAAGAACACCGGGGGCGAACAGAAGCCGCCCGGCGGGAGGGCGUAGCGCGGGAGGGUGGCGCGGGAGGGUGGCGCGAGAGGGUUGCGCGAGAGGGUGCGCGAGAGGGUGGCGCGAGAGGGUGGCGCGAGAGGGUGGGCGAGAGGGUGGCGCGGAAAGGCGCCGAAGAAAACAAGUCCGCGAAUGGCCUGCAAUGGCAAAUAUUGGCAGCACCAUGCGGAUUCGCGCCCGCUUCUUUGUGUUUUACCCUCUCGCAGACCUCUCGCAGACCCUCUUUUUGACCUCUUUUGGGGUCCCCGCUAAUAAUCCGGCUAUACUCGCGGGUAGAGGUCGACAGAGGUGGCCGAGAGGUGGCCAAGAGGGUCCGCGAGAGGUCGCCCCUUAUUCGCGCCACCUCCCUCCACCUCUGUCGACCUCUCGCGCCCCCUCUUUUUGACCUCUCUGCACCCUCUGUGCCACUUAGGCGGCGCCUAAGGGUGGGCGCUUACUGCGGGCCUUAUUCGCGCACCCUCUCGCGGACCCUCUCGAACGGGGUCCCGCGCCACCUCUCCACCUCUGUCGACCUCUUUUCUACCUCUGUCGACCUCUUUUUGACCUCUCGGCCACCUCUCUGGGACCCUCUGUCUACCUCUUUUUUCGCAUGAAUAUAAUGUAUAAUAAUCGCAUGACAAAUUUUCUCAGCAUGAGAAAUGAAAUUUGUGAUGCGGAUUUGACUUGAGAAAGAAAUUUGUAAUGCAUGACUACGAUUACUACGAGUACGAUACUUUUGCACAGGAUAGGAGCUCAGCAGAAAACGGCCUGGAAAGUAGUGUUCAUCUUGCCGUCGAGGAGAUCAGAAGUGCUGUGGGAGAAGAACAAAAGCCUCCGCAUAUCCUAAGUUAAAACGCCCCACCCCAGAAUGGGAAAUAGCAAUUUGAAGUUUCUCUGUGUUUUAAUUUGUUCUUUUCCAGUAGAUAAACACCCCAGACGAAUCAAGAGGGGGAUUUUACAAAACAAGCCUAGGAGUUUGGGGAGCCACGCAUGACAAGUUGCAGUCCUGAAGGUACUAUAGUGCAAGUUGGCAACAAGGACAGCUGCAUUUUUACAAAUCCAUGUCCAUCUGCGUACUAUCCUGUUUCACAACAACAUUACAAAUUCCUACAAACGACUGGAAAUGCCGCAUCAAAAACGUUCCUGUCUUCAUUGUAAAUCUGCAUGACAGUUCUGGAAUGGGCACGUUUUUACGCACGACGCCGCAUUUGAAGACGUCGAGGUCGAAACAUCAAACCAGGAAAUUCCUGUCCCGCCGCCGAGCAGUAUCAAAUGUAAAAAUGUCUGGGUCUGGAAACUUGUGAUGCUAAAAUGUGCAUGAUGAACACACUACCGAAUGCAGUCCGGCAUGACAACUUCCCAAAACGUUUUCUCAUACUAGGCAAUCCGCAUGAGAGACUGCGUUUUUGCAUGACAAAAGAGGCUGCGACUUUUGUUGGUUAUGCAAUACAGAUUUUCUAGGUAUGGAAGGCUAGCAUUACAAGUUCCAACCUUCCAGACCCAGACACUUUCACAAUCCAUAAGCAGAUGAUGUUGACGAUUUGCAAACGGAUGAUCUUGACGCAGCUACAACAGGGCAAGUGCGGACGUUGGCGCAAUCGGAAUCGGGUGACCUGCAGGCGUGGGCGGGCUCCUUGUUGGAAGACGGUUCUGGUGCACCAGGUGGCGUCGGGAAGACGUGGGACCAGGAGUUGGCUGAGCGAACGGUGACAGGAGACAACAUCAAGGUCCAAGAGGCUGUUGAAAAUCCAGAAGCUUUAAAGGGCCUCGAGGAGAAAUUAUUUGGCGAGAAGGUGGAGGUGGACAAAGUCAAAGACAAAGAGCAAAACCCCAGUGCGGGGGCUGUCGCUGUCCAGAGUUCCUCCGCGCUUGGAAGGUUCUUCGAGAGCAUGACGAAAAAUGUCCAGUCGGUCUUGGACACAAAGUUCCCGUCUGCGUCUCAAACUGCUCAAGGAGACGACCAGGAUAAAACGGCAAUUUCCAAAAUAGACAAGAACACAACGCCAGAACAGGCACGCAACUGGUUGGAAACUGUCGUGGAAAAGGUGCCCUUUAUGAAAAGCAUUUUUCAUUUCGUCACGCAUUCUUUUCACGUUUCCAUUUGCUCCAUGGUGGCCGGGGCCGUCACCAAGCUGCUAGUGAGCACGUUUCUUCGUUUCUACACCCCCAGAACCACCGCAUUGGGCCUUCCGGCGGCGUUGCGGAUUCUCAUUUAUACGUUCUUAACUUCGGACGAAUCUGGUUUGCGACACUACAUUGACCUCGCGAUUUUGAAGAGCUGGGGUCUCGGUUUGGUGCAAGCUGUGGCCAUAUCAACUGUAAAAAUGUCUGGGUCUGGAAGAAUGCAAGUUUGUCAUGCUUGUCUGGCAUGACUUGAGAAUCUGUAUUGCAUAGGCACGAAAAGGCCCUCUUACCUGUCAUGCAAAAACGCAGUUUGCUAUGCGGAAUACGUAAGACAUGGGAGCCGGAAGAUUUGUCAUGCAUAGCUGCGUAUUGCAGUCCGUCUACCAUUCACUUUUAGCAUCACAAGUUUCCAGACCCAGACAUUUUUGCAUUUGAUAGGCCAGGUCGGUUUUGGGGAAGCUCAUCGCGAACAUGGGGCACGUUGCUCGGUUAUCUAGUGUAAAAAUGUCUGGGUCUGGAAGAAUGCAACUUGUGUUUGUGAUGCUGAAUUUGGAUUCCAAAAAAAUCUGUAUUGCGUGAGCAGCAAAGGGAGUGUAAUUUUUGCUACGCGGAGAGGCCAUUUGUCAUGCGGAAUAGGCAUCGCGAGGCCCUCCAGAAAUCUGUGAUGCUAGGGCAUGCAUCACAGACAUCAUGGCCCAGGCAAAACAUGCAUGACAAGUCUCAGAAUCUUCCAGACCCAGACAUUUUUACAUUUGAUAUCGAUGGGGGGGAUCUGCGUUCCACAAACUGUUUUCCACCGCGGUCAAGAAAUUGUGGGUCUCCAAGUCCUAUCAAAUGUAAAAAUGUCUGGGUCUGGAAGAGUCUAAACUUGUGAUGCUGUCUCUGGAUUCGAAAAAGAUUUGUAUUGCAACGCUCAGGAAGAGGAGUAGAUUUUGUGCUCCGCGGAGAUGGCAUUUGUCAUGCGGAAAAAUAGGUAUGAGGAAGCGCUCUAAAAAUCUGUGAUGCUACGGCAUGCAUCACAGACAUCAUGGGUCAUGGAAAAUAUGCACGACAAAUCUAGAAAUCUUCCAGACCCAGACAUUUUUACUCUUGAUAAGGCCGCGCAGGCGGGUGGGUCCCCGGGCGCGGGUGCAGCGGCUUCUGGGGGAGGUUGA
Messenger RNA from Amoebophrya sp. A120, 4547 nucleotides. The record is from the annotation of a GenBank genome assembly. Lineage: Eukaryota; Dinophyceae; Syndiniales; Amoebophryaceae.